Molecule: messenger RNA, 1501 nt
Organism: Cladocopium goreaui
Lineage: Eukaryota; Dinophyceae; Suessiales; Symbiodiniaceae
Source: the annotation of a GenBank genome assembly
GACAAACAACCGCAGACAUUGGGAGACCCGAAGUUGGGUGAGUUUCCCAUCGAUCGUUAACAUGGAGGGCCGCGGGCAAUCGUCCCCUCUGGUGCUGGACCUUCUUAGACGAGCAGCACGAAUCACCCAGUCCCUCGAUGAAGAGGGAUCUGGCGUUCUACCUGUCCAAUGCUGGCGCAUUGUUCUGCAUGAGCUGGGCGUGACGGAAGAGAGUGAGGCGGCCAAUGUCUUGAUGGACUUUGUGGAGCCCUGCAGUCAGGGGCACUUCCCCUACAAGCCGCUACUGGACGCUCUUCAAUCAGUUGGACGGCGGGAUGAGCCCAGGGGCUACUCAGAUGGGCCACCAGGUCCGAGUCCUGAUAGCGCCUGCGGCAUCGGAUCGCCAGCACCUUGGCAGUCACCAGGGAAGGAUCGACGCAGCCCCAAAUCUCCUCAAGUUCCAGGUCUCGCACUUGGCAAAGUAGAUCCAGAGGAGUCCGAAGGUCCCAGUAAGGGCUACCCUGCCGCGAAUCCGGUGCCGAUGGUCCCGUACGUUUCGGAUGGACCAAAUGAUGAGAUUCCUACACCAGAUGCAGCGUCACCUCCGCUGAGAGAAGAACAACUGCGAGAACAUCAGGCAUCCUUGCAAGCAGCAGAGCCCAUGGAGGUUGUGAAUGAGGCCUUUUGGCAGAGGCGUGGUCCUGCCAUCCAGCGUCUCUACUGUCAGUGGGACUGCAAUCAGUUGACGAAUCAAACUUUUCAGGCUCAGAUGCAACAAGUCCUGGGAGCAAGUGUGGAUAUUCGCCACCCCGAGAGCGAGUUCUUGAGACUCAUCAACAAGCACCUCUCCGCGCGAACCAUGAAAUUUGCCUCAAUGAUGUCUGGCCUCCGUCGGGAUGCACACAGCACUGCCAGGCGGGGAGGUCUGAGUUCAGGCGUUUCGGUCUGGUCGGCGUAUGAGCCAAGCGAGGCUGGCAGUGAGGCCACAUCGGCAGCUGGAAAGCCAACGAAUCCCAUGGCGCAGCCACACAGUCGCGGUGGCCGCAGGCAUUUCCAACUUCCAUCCGAGAACCACGUCCUGCCAGGGAGCGGCAAAAUGCGAGGUCUAGUUGACGUUCCCGAAGACGACGUUCCUGAGGACUUGAAUGCGGAAAAACCACAGGAUGAUCUCGACAUCUUUGGUCGAAAGAUUGGGAAACCAAUGCCCCGAAGACAUGACAGAGUCGAAACAGCGAGUAUCGCCUCUGGUGCAAGUGGAAUCUCUGAGGCAGACAUUCAGAGGGAAGCGUUCUCUGCCCGCAACAGAAGUGGCCACGGGAACAUCUUGGCCUGGGACGAUGGUAGUAGGCCGCUGACGCCUCCCAAAGUUCGAGAGGGUCGACAUGUGGCAGUGGAUCAACAAGGGAUGCCCAGGCUGAAUAUGUCCAGCGGCAUCUUUUGAGAAGAAUUUGACUAGCUUGAACCUAACUAAUUACUCAUAAUUAUUUAAGAUUGAAUGACUUGCAUCAAACAAUUCAAAAAA